Messenger RNA from Schistosoma spindalis, 1006 nucleotides. The record is from the annotation of a GenBank genome assembly. NCBI's taxonomy places the organism in Eukaryota, Metazoa, Platyhelminthes, Trematoda, Strigeidida, Schistosomatidae.
AAAAAAUGUAUGAUUAAUUUAUAUAACACACGUUAUUUAAGUUUAUUUUCAAUUACAAAUUAAUUAACAGGUAAAUAUUAAUUAUUUAAUAAAAGAAAAUAUAUCACUUAAAGAGUACAAUAAUAAAACAUGCUUAAUAUUAUGAUACAACAUCAUCAUAAACAUGUAGAUAUUAUAAAAAUCAUCUUAUAUACUUAUUGGAUAUGUUCAAGUUAUGUUAAUUGUAUGAGAUAUAAUACAGUCUAUCAAAAUGAUGAUUUAUCAUCUGUCUAUAAAAUGCCUAAGAAACAUUCAAUGAAAUUGAAAGUUUUCAUUGAAUGUCGUCGUGACUGUUCAACUAAAUGUAAUCAUAGUCUGUUUGUUUAUCUAGCUAAUGAAAAUGAAUGUUACACUUGUUUGAUUGAGUGUAUGUCUGCGUUUACACAACAAGCAGAGAAAGUUGGAAUUCAAUUAAAGGAUAUAAAGAAAUCAAACGAUGCUAAUUUAUUAUCUGAUAGUUUAUAUGCACCUGGAAAGAAAGUAAGACGUCGUCAUCUUCGUCAAGACCAUAUCACACAAGAACAAUUUAGAAAAAGAUCAGAAUGAUAACUACAGAUUAGUAAAAUUAAUAUUCUUAAUGCCCGUCUAAGAUCAUAAAACUGAAAUAGUGACCAUAACUUAUGACAUUGGAUGAAUAAACAUAAACCAACGAUAUAUUAUAACUACCAUUAUUAUCUAACUUUGUAAUAAUAAUAAUAAUAAUAAUAAUAAUAAUAAUAAUAAGAGUAAUAAUAAAAUGAUGUUCUUGUAAAAUUUUACAUCACAUUUUUUAUUUCAUUUGUUCACUCUCAUCAUCAUUUUAGUCAACAUCUUUUUAUUUCAGUAAUUAUCAUUAACAAUCGUUCUUAAAAGCACUUCUCCCAUUUCUUGAUUUAUGUUCAAUUAAUACAAUUAUAAAUCAUCGAAAAUGAACUUUUUUCAUAUUUCUUUUGUGAAUUGAUAUAGUAAACGGAAUACACUCAUUGAG